AUGGCGGACGAGGGCGGCGACGAGAAGAAGCAGGUGGCCAAGUUCGAGCUGGAGCGGGAGACGGAGCUGCGCUUCGAGGUGGAGGCGGCGCAGACGGCGCAGCUGGAGCUGCUCUCCGGCAUGGCCGAGGUGUUCGGCACCGAGCUCACGCGCAACAAGAAGUUCACGUUCGACGCGGGCGCCAAGGUGGCCGUGUUCACGUGGCACGGCUGCUCCGUGCAGCUCAGCGGGCGCACCGAGGUGGCCUACGUCUCCAAGGACACCCCCAUGCUGCUCUACCUCAACACGCACACGGCCCUGGAGCAGAUGCGGCGGCAGGCGGAGCGCGACGACGAGCGCGGGCCCCGCGUCAUGGUGGUGGGGCCCACGGACGUGGGCAAGACCACCGUGUGCCGCCUGCUGCUCAACUACGCGGUGCGCCUGGGCCGCCGGCCCACCUUCGUGGAGCUCGACGUGGGCCAGGGCUCCGUCUCCAUCCCCGGCACCAUGGGCGCGCUCUACAUCGAGCGCCCGGCCGACGUCGAGGAGGGCUUCUCCCUGCAGGCGCCCCUCGUCUACCACUUCGGCUCCACCACGCCCGGCACCAACAUCAAGCUCUACAACAAGAUCACGUCGCGCCUGGCCGACGUGUUCAACCAGCGGUGCGAGGUGAACCGGCGCGCGUCCGUGAGCGGCUGCGUCAUCAACACGUGCGGCUGGGUGAAGGGCUCGGGCUACCAGGCGCUCGUGCACGCCGCCUCCGCCUUCGAGGUGGACGUCGUGGUGGUGCUCGACCAGGAGCGCCUCUACAACGAGCUCAAGCGCGACCUGCCGCACUUUGUGCGCACCGUGCUGCUCCCCAAGUCUGGCGGCGUGGUGGAGCGCUCCAAGGACUUCCGCCGGGAAUGCCGGGACGAGCGCAUCCGCGAGUACUUCUACGGCUUCCGCGGCUGCUUCUACCCGCACGCCUUCGACGUCAAGUUCUCCGACGUGAAGAUCUACAAGGUGGGCGCCCCCACCAUCCCGGACUCGUGCCUGCCGCUGGGCAUGUCGCAGGAGGACAACCAGCUGAAGCUGGUGCCGGUGACGCCGGGCCGCGACAUGGUGCACCACCUGCUCAGCGUGAGCACGGCCGAGGGCGCCGACGAGAGCGUCUCCGAGAGCAGCGUGGCCGGCUUCAUCGUGGUCACCGGCGUGGACCUGGAGCGCCAGGUGUUCACCGUGCUCUCGCCCGCGCCGCGGCCGCUGCCCAAGAGCUUCCUGCUCAUCAUGGACAUCCGCUUCAUGGACCUCAAGUAGGAGCGGGCAGCCGUGCCGCUCGGGCCCCUUGGGGCCGCCCCUCCCGUUUCCCAGUAAAGCUCGUGGAUU
Messenger RNA from Nothoprocta perdicaria, 1347 nucleotides. RefSeq names its product cleavage and polyadenylation factor I subunit 1 (gene CLP1). The transcript is spliced from 2 exons. Gene Ontology annotation, biological process: tRNA splicing, via endonucleolytic cleavage and ligation. NCBI's taxonomy places the organism in Eukaryota, Metazoa, Chordata, Aves, Tinamiformes, Tinamidae. The record is from RefSeq and is a predicted model, not a curated record. Gene Ontology annotation, molecular function: polynucleotide 5'-hydroxyl-kinase activity. Bases 1 to 1278 code for a protein of 425 amino acids. Gene Ontology annotation, cellular component: nucleus; mRNA cleavage factor complex.